AUGGCGUCGUACGGCCAUGCGGCGCCCCCCACGGCGCCCCGGCCCGCAAAUUACGGCGCUGCCUACGCGGGCCCCGCGCCCGUGGCCGCUGGUGGCGCCCCAGCCGGCACCUUUUCCCCCGGCACCAAGAUCCAGGUCGGGAACCACCGCGUGGUGAUCCAGAAAUACCUCUCCGAAGGCGGGUUUGCCCAUGUCUACCUGGUCAAACUGCCGUCCCCCGUCAACGGGACCAACGAGGCCGUGCUGAAGCGGGUGGCCGUUCCGGAUAAGGAGUCGCUGCGGGGGAUGCGCACCGAGGUGGAGACUAUGAAGAGGCUCAAGGGACACCGCGCUAUUGUGACUUAUAUCGACUCGCAUGCUUCGGAGCUGCGUGGGGGCGGUUAUGAGGUUUUCUUGCUGAUGGAGUUUUGCAACGGUGGUGGGCUGAUCGACUUUAUGAAUACACGCCUGCAGCACCGCCUGACGGAGCCCGAGAUCUUGCACAUCUUUGCUGAUGUUGCUGAGGGGGUUGCAUGCAUGCAUUACCUCCGACCGUCGCUGCUGCAUCGCGAUUUGAAGGUUGAGAACGUACUGAUCACGGUGACCGGGUCCACGAGAAAGUUCAAGCUUUGCGACUUUGGGUCUGCUGCGGCCCCGCGGCCUGCGCCCACGACUCCGGCCGAAUGCCGCGCCACGGACGAGGACGUGCAAAAACAUACCACGAUGCAAUACAGGAGCCCGGAGAUGGUGGAUGUUUAUCGGAAGUUGCCUAUCGACGAAAAAUCGGAUAUUUGGGCGCUUGGUGUGUUGUUGUACAAGCUGUGCUACUACACUACACCGUUUGAAGAGCAGGGCCAGCUUGCGAUUCUGAACGCGAGCUACAGGUUUCCGAGUCACCCUGUCUUUUCUGACAGGUUAAAGGGACUUAUUGCUUGGAUGUUGCGCGAGAGCCCACAGGCUAGACCCAAUAUCUACCAGGUUCUUCGGGAAGCUUGCGCAAUGCAAAACCGGGAGCCGCCGGUGAAAGAUGUGAGCUCCCUAUGGAAUGGCCGCCCUACUGGGACUGUACUGACACUUCCUUCACAGAUUUACUCGAGCAAGGCACCGGCAGAUGCUCACCGACGCGACCAACCCCUGCCCGACCCUCACGCAGCGAAAUCCCCCCCGACCGUCGGCGCUGUCUUUUCGCCUCAGAUAACCCAACAGCAGCAAGUCAUACCCGAGGUCGAGCGCAUGAGGCGGGGUAGAGUGCCGUCGCAGCAGCAGCAGCCACAUAAGCCCUCGCCGUCGCCGGGCGCGAUCACGGACGGGGACCCUUUUGCGGCGCUCGAUGCGCGGGCUGGGAUCAAGGGCGGAGACGAGCUGUCGUCAAAAUUCCCAACCCUCGACCAGUUCUCGCUUCUCCAUGACAAAGGACAGAAGUUUGAAUUUGAUGAUUUCGCUCCCAACUCUCCACAGCUACCGAAGCCCGUAUCCCAGGGAGCGGCCCAAAGAGUGGCGGACGAGGCCAUCCAGACGAAACCUUCCCCGGCUUCGGCGCCGACUGUGACGGCUCCAAGACAGCCGACGGGCUUGGGGGCCCAACAGCCGGUCAUGUCUCCGCCCCUUAAAUCCGCCACGGCUCCUCCCCCUAGACAACCCGAAGUUAGCCGUGCAUCGACCAUCAUCUCCAACACUCCCGAGCUGAAGGCGCUCGCGUCACCGACUCCCCAGGAACGCCCCAAGCCAGUCAUGGUGUCCAUUGGAACCAUGACAUCACCAUCACUAGACCAAGGGACUCCGUAUCAGAUCCACCGUUUCCCGCCUAACGACCGUAAUCGUGCGGCUAGCGUCCCCCGGCCGCCUGCAACAGGCCCGAACCCUCCGCAUCUGGGCGAGACUGGGGCUACACGGACACCCUCCUACCAAGGCGUGCCCCCCCAGCAAGCGCCACAUGUGAGGUACCCAUCCUCAUCACGACCGUCGCUGGAAGGUGGCCGGCCGAACUUGGAUCAGUUGGAUCCCACAGGGCAACGGUCGCGGCUGGUUGCGAGACCGCGGCCCGUCAGCACCCACAUGGAGUCUAACCUCGACUUCUUGCGGGAACAAGAGUCCAGGUCCAAGUCCCCCGCUUUGCCGUCGCCAAGGCGUUCGUUGGAAAAGAGUCAACCCCCAAGCCCAGACGAGGAUUCGGGCAACAUCGAGUCGAACGUCGACUUCCUCCGCUCUAUGGAGGAUGCGGAUCCAAGGAAGAAAGAGAAACAUCACACCAAGCGCGGCAGCCUUUCGUCUCUUGGCGCUGGCACCAAGAACAUCCUCGCGGGCAAGUUUGGCGAUGCCUUCAAGCGCUUCGAAGGGAAUGCCGCGCCCCCCGCCCCAGCACGCACUCCUUCCCCGCUAAAAGAGCUCGACCGCCACGACCGCCACAAUCUCACGCCCAUCGCCGGCUCGGAAGCCCUCGACGGACGCAGCGACGAUGGCCAAUCCCCGACCUGGGACGAGAUGACCCCGGAAAUGCGCCGCGAGGAAGAAGCCCGUAUGCUCGCGCAGGAGGAAGCCCGAGUCGCAGCCGCCCAGGCCGAGUACCGCCAACGCGUAGGCCAACGCACAGGCGGGGGCAGCAGCGGCGGUGGUGCCGGCGGCGGCGGCCCGCCCGUUCCGCCGCCCAAGAGCAUCGGGGGCGUCUCGCGUGUGGCUUCGAUCCAGAACAAAGUCCAGAGUUUGAUCGAUGAGAGCAACCGCUCGUCAACCACGGUUCCGCGCACCGCGCAGGGCUAUGGCCAUUACUCGGACGCCGCGGCCGUUUCUUCGAAUCCCUCUCCUACCUCUGCGAAGCCGGGGAACGAUGGCGGGAAGCCGGUUGUGCCGCGGAAAACGGUUGGUGGGCAACUUACUGGGAGCCAACAACAACAGCAGCAACAGCAGCAACAACGCGGUCCACCGGCUCCUACCGGUGCCGGCAGCCCAGUCGUCGAUCCCUCCAUAACAGGCCGAACCUCAACCCCCGCGUUCACAGGUGGAAACCGGCCCGCAGCCCCUCCCAAACCAACCCAUCUCAACAAACCGCUAACCACCGGCGGAGGCGUAGGCGCUCGACCACCAUCGCCCAUAAAACACCAACCCUCCUUCACCAACCCCAUCCCGCGGACCAGCAGCAGCAGCAGCAGCAGCGGGAUCGCGGCCGGGAAGAUCCGGGGGUCUGCUGCUGCCGCGGCUGCUGGGGGUGCUGGGAGUGAGAGCACAGAGGCACUGUUGGCGGUGGAUUUGCCUGGCGGGGGUGGGUCUGCGUUGUUGAAUAUGACGGCGGCGGAGAAGGAUGAUUAUAUAAAUGAUUUCCAGAAGCGGUUUCCGAGUUUGGGGGCGAUUGAGAUGGUGGAGAGGGAUUUGGCUGCUGAGGAGGGUCGGAGGUAA
This is a messenger RNA of Dichotomopilus funicola, 3369 nucleotides long. RefSeq lists its product as uncharacterized. Gene Ontology annotation, cellular component: cytoplasm. The transcript has 2 exons. NCBI's taxonomy places the organism in Eukaryota, Fungi, Ascomycota, Sordariomycetes, Sordariales, Chaetomiaceae. Gene Ontology annotation, biological process: actin filament organization; protein phosphorylation; actin cortical patch assembly. The coding region runs from base 1 to 3369 and encodes 1122 amino acids. Gene Ontology annotation, molecular function: protein serine/threonine kinase activity; ATP binding. The record is from RefSeq and is a predicted model, not a curated record.